Messenger RNA from Phytophthora sojae, 237 nucleotides. RefSeq lists its product as hypothetical. NCBI's taxonomy places the organism in Eukaryota, Oomycota, Peronosporomycetes, Peronosporales, Peronosporaceae. The record is from RefSeq and is a predicted model, not a curated record. The transcript has a single exon. The annotation marks the transcript as partial.
ACUGAAGCUCGCAUUUGUCCCGUCUCAUCUUUCUGUAGAGUGAAGGCGCUGAAGAAUAUAUUCGUCGAACCUCUGAAAAACGUUGGCGCCACACAACUCGACACUAUCCAGGACAUCGGAUUGGAACUGGAGCUGAGGAACAUCACAGAACGGUUGCAUAUGACUGUAUAUCUUCGUGAUACUCGCAUCGCUACUGAACAAUUGUACCAGAAACAAUCGUCGUACCUACCGUCGUAG